AUGGGAAAUAUCCUCUUCUUCUCAGGGGUGACUCUAACCAUCGGUCUGAAGUCCACUAUGCAAUUUUUUAUGAAACGUCAAAACUUUAAGGGAACUCUGUCUUUUGGCAUGGGCUUCUUCUUUGUUGUUAUAGGAUGGCCUAUUCUGGGCAUGAUUUUGGAGGCAUAUGGGUUUAUUGUACUUUUUAGUGGCUUCUGGCCAACACUUGCAGUUUUCUUACAGAGGAUACCUAUUCUUGGUUGGCUUUUGCAGCAACCGUAUAUCAGAUCGCUGUUCGACCGGUACCGUGGUAGACGUGUUCCUGUAUGAGGAUGGGAAAUAACACUUUAGCAUAAUCCACUUGUAUGGAAUAUGGUGAGGACAAGACGUAUCGCUUAACUUUGUUCCUCGGUGAAGUAGAAAAUGAGUCUCGUGUGAGAUCAAAUUCUACCUUCUCUUUUUGUAUACAGGAAAAAGAUUAAGAAAGGGAAAGUAGUCUGUGCUUUCUGCUGUUGUUUUACUGUUGUUACGGUGUUAACUGCUGGAUGAAAUAUAAUUUUUUCAUUGAGAUUGACCUCUGUAAAUUCCAGUUUUGUUUCUGAAGAUCUUAGGUUAUCUUUGCAAAA
Messenger RNA from Carica papaya (papaya), 605 nucleotides. RefSeq names its product vesicle transport protein GOT1. Gene Ontology annotation, biological process: endoplasmic reticulum to Golgi vesicle-mediated transport; retrograde transport, endosome to Golgi. The record is from RefSeq and is a predicted model, not a curated record. NCBI's taxonomy places the organism in Eukaryota, Viridiplantae, Streptophyta, Magnoliopsida, Brassicales, Caricaceae.